This is a messenger RNA of Triticum aestivum (bread wheat), 862 nucleotides long. RefSeq lists its product as uncharacterized. NCBI's taxonomy places the organism in Eukaryota, Viridiplantae, Streptophyta, Magnoliopsida, Poales, Poaceae. The record is from RefSeq and is a predicted model, not a curated record. The transcript is spliced from 3 exons. Bases 27 to 473 code for a protein of 148 amino acids.
GGAGCGACCACGCCCAUCCAGUCCCGAUGGGUCGCUCGAUUGGAUCGACCGGAAGUGCGGGAAGCAUCGAUGCGCGCGUUGGGAUCGACCAGAGGAUCUGGGUCCAGCUGAUGCGCUCCAGCGCGCGAUUGGAUGCGAGGUGCGCAAGGGGAUCAACGGAGGCGGACAAUGCGGGUGAAGAAAGGUGGGGACGAGGGCGAGGCGGUGGCACGAGCAUGGAAUCAUCUGCUGUCGAUUCGAGUUCGUUUGUCGGCGAUUCCGUAAUUAAAUCGCAGUUUCUACAUGCCAUUACUGGUAAUGGUUGCAGGUUUUUAAGCUCGUUGGAACUUGCUUACGGUGGGUUUGCUCUUUGCUGGUUCUGCUUGAUUGCAAGCAUCAUGGACUAUCCAAAUGCAAACAUGCACAUCUUUCCAAAUGCAUUUGGAAACCUGAUGUUUCUCCUCGAUGCACGUCCGCUCCUGUCUCUUCCCUAGCAACCAGUUCAUGUGCACUUUCCUGACCUCCAGGUCUGCGGUUGUGCUGAUGAAGUCUGAAUACUAAUCUGAAGUAUUUGUCUUGUCGUGAGAAACAUAGAGAAAUGAACAAAAUGAGCGGCUCAAGGUGCUGCAGAACCUUAUGCAGAGCGGAACCAAGGUGUGAUGUUUAAAAUCUUAAAUUCUUAAUCGUUCAAACUCCGACUGGAACAAAUUUUGUACUCAAUCGAACAUCUGGCUGAUGCUGACACGGCUCAAAAUUUCUAAUGCGUGUGAGACUCUGGACUUCAGGUGGACAUCAGCGCGAUGAAGAAGAAGUUCGCUACAUCAUAGCUACAGAUCACAUAUUACCCUUUCUUACUUAAUUAAGAAUCUCGUUAUCUUUUUCA